Messenger RNA from Nomia melanderi (Alkali bee), 5005 nucleotides. It is a transcript of the gene sno, whose product is annotated as Protein strawberry notch. Gene Ontology annotation, molecular function: histone binding; chromatin DNA binding. Gene Ontology annotation, cellular component: nucleus. NCBI's taxonomy places the organism in Eukaryota, Metazoa, Arthropoda, Insecta, Hymenoptera, Halictidae. The record is from RefSeq and is a predicted model, not a curated record. Gene Ontology annotation, biological process: regulation of DNA-templated transcription.
GUUCUAUUCGUUUGAGCGUGACCACGCGUGUGCGGACACAUGAUACGCGAUAUGCAUGCUUUGUUUACCGUUCGUUAUAAUUCUGUGAAGCACGUGCUCGAAUAGCCAAUUUUAGUUAAAACUCUGGUAUUCCGAGUGGGCACGUGCACGCGAUUAGCCUCCUCAUUUCGCAUCGAUUUCGUCCCUCUCAGUGACGUACGAUCCAUUUCGACCAUCGGAGGAACAACCGAAUCGAACAGUGACUUAUUUAAGCGCUUGCACAAUCCGCCAGCCUUCAGAUUGUUCUCGUGUGAUGUCCAUUUGACGAGACAUAAGCUACAAGUAAUUUUCUAAAGGGAGGAAAAAAAGUGACCGUCUCCCGUGUACUCUGUCACGGUUAGCAUCUCUGGCCGCGACGAAGACAGUAUCAACACCUUCCUUAUUCUAUACAAGUGUCUAUUUAUCGUGAACCUUUUAUAACACAAAGGAUUCAAUAGAUUUUGUCAUGUCAGCGAAAAGAGAUAAGGAUGCAAUGAACGAAGACAGUAGCAGCGACGAAGAUGAGGAUCCUGAUAACAUGGGUGUACCAGGUGGUGGAAAAGAUCUUGCCACUGCUACUGGGAUCGCAAACAUUAAGGAUGAAAAGCCUGCAGAUGCUCCAUCCAAUGUAAUGAUUAAAGGACAGGGGGGAAUAAACAUGCUAAAUCAAAAGUUUGGCAACAAAAUUCCUGGUGGGUUAGUGACUAAAACGGCAACACCAGGCUAUGAAAUGGUUCGUGUAGGAGGAUCGCAAGGUACACCAACAGACUUUGUCAAUGCGAGUCAGUUGAGUCAAUUAGGUCAGUUAGCUGCCGCUGGACCAUAUGGCUUUCCACCUGGAUUAGCAAGCCUUGCAGGUUUUAAUCCUGCAGCUUUUUUCCCACCAAGCAUGGAUAUGAGCUUAAUGAGUGGUUUUAUGGGAAUGCCAGGAAUGAACAUGGGUGUGAAUCCCCUUGUUCAACUGUUAAAUCAAAAUGGUUUACAUCCGAAUUGGCCGGCUGGAUUAUCAGGCAAAGCUAUGUCUCAGUUAUGGAUGAAUUCUCAAGAUCCUACAAAAAUGAAUAUACAGCCAACUUUACCGGAAGAGGAAGAGGUUGACGAUGAAGACAUGGGUGUUGCUGAAACGUACGCCGAUUACAUGCCUACCAAACUCAAACUUGGGCGAAAGCAUCCAGAUCCCGUGGUAGAAACUGCAUCGUUGUCUAGCGUCGAACCGACGGACGUCUGGUACAAAGUUUCAAUUCCGGAAGAAACAAUACGAACCGGAGCUUUAUCAGCGUUACAGCUUGAAUCGAUAACAUACGCGUCCCAACAGCACGAGCACCUCUUACCAGAUGGUACACGUGCUGGUUUUUUGAUUGGAGAUGGUGCUGGAGUUGGUAAAGGACGAACUAUAGCUGGAAUUAUAUUUGAAAAUUAUUUAAAAGGCCGAAAACGUGCCAUUUGGGUUUCCGUUUCAAAUGAUCUCAAGUACGACGCAGAACGGGACUUAAAUGACAUCGGUGCAUCGAAGAUUGAGGUGCACGCCUUAAAUAAAUUUAAAUAUGCAAAAAUUUCGUCAGCCGUGAAUGGUAAUGUAAAGAGAGGUGUGAUAUUUAGUACAUAUUCAGCUCUGAUUGGAGAGUCUUCCCAAAGCGGUGGCAAAUAUAAAAGUCGAUUGAAACAGCUUUUGCAAUGGUGCGGAGAAGACUUCGACGGUCUGAUCAUUUUCGAUGAGUGUCAUCGUGCGAAAAAUUUAUGUCCAACGGGCAGUUCGAAGCCUACCAAGACAGGUUUGACCGUUUUGGAACUACAGAAUAAACUUCCUAAAGCUCGAGUAGUAUACGCUAGCGCCACUGGUGCUUCUGAACCACGGAAUAUGGCCUAUAUGGUUCGAUUAGGUAUUUGGGGCGAGGGAACGCCUUUCCCCGAGUUCAACGAUUUCAUUACUGCUGUCGAGAAGCGCGGAGUUGGUACAAUGGAAAUCGUAGCGAUGGACAUGAAGCUGCGAGGCAUGUAUAUUGCUCGACAGCUAAGUUUUCAUGGUGUAGCUUUUAAAAUAGAAGAAGUACCUCUAUCCAAAGAAUUCACUGAAGUAUACGAUCGUUCCGUUUAUUUGUGGGUUGAAGCGAUGCAAAGGUUUCAAGAAUCGGCGGAACUGUUAGACGCCGAGAACCGUAUGAAAAAAACAAUGUGGGGUCAGUUCUGGUCAUCGCAUCAGCGUUUCUUCAAAUAUUUAUGUAUUGCUGCUAAGGUGAAGCACGCUGUCGCGGUUGCACGAGAGGCUGUCAAGUGUGGCAAAUGCGUGGUAAUCGGUUUACAAUCUACAGGCGAGGCUCGCACUUUGGAACAGUUAGAGCGAGACGACGGUGAACUCAGCGAUUUCGUGUCCACCGCGAAAGGAGUUCUCCAAACGUUAGUCGAGAAACAUUUUCCUGCGUCAGACCGUAAUCAUAUUCAACGAGUUUUGGGUAUCGAGCCGUCUAAAAUGCAGAGGUUAGAUGAUCUCGACGACAUGGAUGGCGCAGGUGGUUCAGCCGGCGGCAGUAAAAGGAAACCUGUAAGACAAGCGGCCCAGCGAGCUUCGAAGAGAGUUCGUCAUUUCCCAUCCGAUGAUGACUUCACCGACGAUGAGAGAAACGGCGGUCACAGUUCCGGCUCAGAGUAUAAACAAAGCGGAUCCGAGAGCGAAGACGAUCAUAGAACCGAAGAGGAGAGUAAUAUUAGUUCGGAUUCCACCUUCAAUUAUACCGAGUCUGAUUCCGACUCCGGCGAUAGACGAAAAAAGAAGGGCGGUAAGAAACAGAAGAAACCGGUUAAGAAACGUCCAGGAUACGUGGGAGCCGGUGCAGGAAACGCUGCGGUUCGUAAUCGAGCACCAUCCAGGGAUGCUGUGGAACGCGCAUACAGCAUGAAGAAGGAGUUAUUGUCACAAGUAGAAGAUCUAGGCGAGCGUUUACCUCCCAACACGUUGGAUCAGUUGAUAGACGAAUUCGGUGGACCUGAGAAUGUUGCUGAAAUGACCGGUAGGAAGGGCCGCGUCGUUCAGACCGAGGACGGUACCAUUCAGUACGAGUCUAGAUCCGAGGUAGACGUGCCAUUAGAAACGCUGAACUUGACCGAGAAACAAAGGUUUAUGGACGGUGAGAAGACGGUCGCUAUCAUCUCGGAAGCAGCCAGCAGCGGUAUCUCAUUGCAGAGCGAUAGGCGAGCAAGGAACCAAAUGCGGCGAGUACACAUCACUCUUGAAUUGCCUUGGAGCGCUGACAGAGCUAUACAACAGUUCGGACGUACUCAUCGUUCGAAUCAGGUGAAUGCUCCGGAGUAUAUAUUCUUGAUCUCGGAUUUAGCAGGGGAAAGGAGAUUCGCGUCGAUCGUCGCAAAACGUUUGGAAAGUCUUGGUGCUCUUACACACGGAGACCGUCGUGCCACGGAAACAAGGGAUCUCUCGCAGUUUAAUAUCGACAACAAAUACGGUCGUGCGGCUCUUGAAGCGACGAUGAGAACAAUCAUGAAGUACGAGGCACCGCUCGUGCCGCCGCCUCAGGAUUACCACGGGGACUUCUUCAAAGACGUGGCAGACGCGCUGGUGGGCGUCGGUUUAAUUUGUAACAGCGAGAGUACACCGGGUGUGCUUACUCUGGACAAAGACUAUAACAACAUGUCGAAGUUCUUGAAUCGUAUACUGGGUAUGCCAGUCGAUUUGCAGAAUCGUUUGUUCAAAUAUUUCACCGACACGUUGAACGCGAUCGUGACGCAAGCGAAAAAGACCGGUCGCUUUGACAUGGGUAUUCUUGAUUUGGGCACUGCCGGCGAAAAUGUAAAGAGAGUGAAAUUGUUUCGCUUCUUACGGAAACACGCAACUGGAAAAGCGCCAACCGAGCUACACGUGGUUCACGUGGAGCGUGGCAUGAGUUGGGCCGAGGCUAUGGAUAAAUGUUCCGAGUUGACAGGAUCCAAAGAAGGAUUUUACUUGAGCCACCAAAUUCGUAAUGGAAAACAAACGGCCAUUUUGGCAGUUGCUGUAGAUACUGGCAAAAAGAAGUCUGAGAGCAAGAAGGACCAAUUGUACAUGGUCUACAGGCCCAACACGGGAUUGCAACUUAGGCAAGAAACUCUAGGCGAAUUAGAGAAGAAGUACAAGAAAGUGUCUUCUGACGAGGCGGAGCCGCACUGGUCACAACAAUACGAUGCUUCGGUGGAUACGUGUUCCCACGCAUACUGGCGCGGUAAUUGUAAAAAUGCGACGCUCGGGAUGGAUUGCGAAGUUGGACUCCGAAGACGAUCCUACAACGUUUUGUCCGGUUCAGUAUUGAGCGUCUGGAGUCGAGUAGAAAGCAUUCUAGCGACCCGUUCUGGUCACAACACGAAAAUGCAAGUUGUACGCUUACGAACUGAUGAGGGUUUGAAGAUAGUCGGUACCCUUAUUCCAAAGUCAUGUAUGGAGAUAUUACGUCAAGAGCUAGCAUCCGAUUCAGACAACACCGAGGAACUUACAUUUUGAACAUUCGGUACACCGCUUUAUAGAGCAGGACCAAUGGAAGCGACUUUAUAAUGGACAAAUCCCUCUUCGUAAGCCUUGCGACAGAAUUCGAGAAGGAAGGGGGUGCACUUACGAAAGCAUGGCGAAGAUACACGCGUCAUCUGUUGAGAGGUGUAAAGUAGAUUCGAAAUAGUGAGUCUAUAUAGUGUCGUAUCGCUCCGUUCAAUAACGGCAAGUGAAAUCAACGUGUGACACGAACGUUUCCAAUUCGCGAUCCUAUGAACUUCUUGAGAGAUCCGAGCUUGUCUCUUCGUUAGACUCUCGCGUUGUUAUUUUAUAAGUUAACGAAGCGUACUGCUCGCUCGUCACAUCCGGACACGCGAACAUCAUUAAGUAGCUAAAAUUUUCUUUUCUCUUCUUCUUCUUCUUCUUCCUUCUUUCUUUCUUGAUUUUAGACCCAGACUACGUCCGUGUUAAAUUCACCUCGAGAACACAAAACGAACACACGUUUUCUAUUAUCCACGA